Messenger RNA from Thermothelomyces thermophilus ATCC 42464, 2208 nucleotides. RefSeq lists its product as uncharacterized. Gene Ontology annotation, molecular function: pyridoxal phosphate binding; 5-aminolevulinate synthase activity. Gene Ontology annotation, cellular component: mitochondrion. The record is from RefSeq and is a predicted model, not a curated record. Gene Ontology annotation, biological process: heme biosynthetic process. The coding region runs from base 216 to 1997 and encodes 593 amino acids. Lineage: Eukaryota; Fungi; Ascomycota; Sordariomycetes; Sordariales; Chaetomiaceae. The transcript has 2 exons.
UCAACAUCUCUUGACGAAACCCUUGGUCAACCUCCCUGUUUGGCAUCGCACCGCAUUCACGUCGGUUCCCGAGACAUCGCAAUUCGACCGGCAUCAUGGACUCUGUUCUGCGUCAGUCCAAGGCGGUGUGUCCUUUCAUGAAGAAGGCCACUGCCGCGGGGCUUCGCGCCAUGUCGACAGCCACCCCUUCCAACGUGUCCCCCGGCGGCGGCGCCAUGUCUAAGUUGCAGGUUCUCGCUCGCCGCUGCCCCGUGAUGGGAAAGGCCAUGGCAAUCCAGUCCGCUCGCAUCGGACACGCCGCUGGCUUCUCCACCGUCGCUGCCAAGUCUGGCGUGUCCACUUUCCACGGCCAUGAGAAGACUAGCAAGGCGAAGCUGCACACCAGCCGCUCCCAGGAGGCUCAGGCCGUUGACGCGUCGGUCUUCACCGGUCAUGAGAAGGUCCAGCUACCUCCCCGCCUUCCGAACAAGCAGCACGUCGGCGCUAGCCCGGCUGUCGCCACGCGCCCCAGCGCCUCGAGCACUCGUGCAGGCAAAUUCGACUAUGAGGGUUUCUACAGCCGCGAACUGGAGAAGAAGCACAAGGACAAGUCGUACCGCUACUUCAACAACAUCAAUCGUCUUGCCAAGGAGUUUCCCCGUGCGCACAUGGCUAGCAAAGAUGAGAAGGUCACUGUCUGGUGCGCCAACGACUACCUAGGCAUGGGCCGCAAUCCGCACGUCCUAAAGGCGAUGCACGAGACUCUCGACGAAUACGGCGCCGGCGCCGGCGGCACGCGCAACAUCUCGGGCCACAACCAGCAUGCGGUUGACCUGGAGCGGACAAUUGCAAAGCUCCAUGCGCAGGAAGCCGCACUGGUCUUCAGCUCGUGUUACGUGGCCAACGAUGCCACUUUGGCCACGCUGGGGAGUAAGAUGCCCGACUGUGUCAUCCUGUCGGACAGCCUGAACCAUGCCUCCAUGAUUCAGGGUAUCCGCCACUCGGGCGCGAGAAAGAUCAUCUUCAAGCACAACGACGUGCAGGACCUGGAGGAGAAGUUGGCUUCUCUCCCGCUUCACAUUCCCAAGAUCAUCGCUUUUGAGUCGGUCUACAGCAUGUGCGGCUCGGUUGGCCCCAUCGAGGAGAUAUGCGACCUCGCCGACAAGUACGGCGCCAUCACUUUCCUUGACGAAGUCCACGCUGUCGGCAUGUACGGCCCGCACGGAGCGGGCGUGGCAGAGCACCUUGACUAUGAGGCGCACCUUCAGGGACGGCCCGCCGGUACCAUCAUGGAACGCAUCGACAUCAUUACGGGCACCCUCGGCAAGGCCUAUGGCUGCGUUGGUGGUUACAUCGCCGGCAGCGCCAAGCUCGUCGACACCGUGCGCUCCCUCGCACCGGGCUUCAUUUUCACCACUUCUCUCCCUCCCGCCGUCAUGGCCGGUGCGCGGGUGGCCAUCGAAUAUCAGAUGCAACACCAGGGCGAUCGGCGCCUGCAGCAACUGCACACGCGCGCCGUCAAGGAGGCGCUCCAGGAGCGCGACAUUCCUGUGAUCCCUAACCCGAGCCACAUCAUCCCCAUCCUCGUCGGCAAUGCCGAGCUCGCCAAGCAGGCUAGCGACAAGCUCCUGCACGAACACGGCAUCUACGUGCAGAGCAUCAACUAUCCCACCGUACCCGUCGGCCAGGAGCGCCUGCGCAUCACCCCAACCCCGGGUCAUACCAAAGAGUUCCGCGAGGAGCUGGUAAACGCGAUCGAGACCAUCUGGUCCGAGCUUGGCAUCAAGCGCACCAGCGACUGGGCGGCCGAAGGCGGCUUCAUCGGUGUGGGCGUUCCGGGUGCCGCUCCCCCGGAACCGCUCUGGACCGACGAGCAGCUGGGCAUCGCUGAGGCGGCACGCACGCUGCUGCAGACUGCCGAGGCGGAGCAGAAGGCUUCCCCGUUGACGGGCGGCUUCACGGAGAGACUGCUCGAGAGGGAGAUGCAGAGCCUGAGGAGCGCUAGCGUUUCUGCUUAAGGGCCCCUUGAGUCUGCCAUCGGUCCUCUCGACCAGAGGGCACACACACUCUCUCUUCCCUUCUCUGCCCGGUCUAUCUCAUCCGGAGCGCCCUUGCUGCUUUGCGCCUAGGGGGAGCUCAUCCGACCCGUCUGUCUUGUCUGUCGCUACCUGAAGCCAUCUGGUGUAUGCGUGUACGCAUGUGCCCUUGAGUUAAAGACCAGAGACGUGA